AGAAGGUUUCGCAGAACUCGUCUACCUUGUGAUCGAAUUAUUAUUAUUCACGCCUGUCAACCCUAACUGAUGUCGCUAAGAUCUGGAGAGAGCUUGAGAACCUUGGAAUCACCACCUCUAAAGCACCAUCACCUUCUCACUUCUCUACAGAUGACCUCAACAAACACUUUAGUUCCAUCUCAAAUGAUCCACUGGCUCCUGCAGUUGAGAAUCGGACGUUUUGGCUGCUGUGUCGCACUUCCACACCCAGGCCAGAGGCAACGAUGGCAUCCCACAGGUUGUAAUUUCAAAGGCACUAUCCGUACUCGCUCCUUUACUAUGUCGGAUUUUCAACCUGUCCUUAAGCGAGUCACGCUUCCCCUCUGCCUGGAAGAUGUCGCUGGUGCGAGCACUGAACAAGGUCAGUUCACCAACAGCCCUGACUGACUAUCGUCCAAUUUCUCUCCUCUGUUUUUUAUCAAAGGCGCUGGAGUGGCUGGUGCACAGGCAAGUCUCGGAAUAUCUUGAAUCAAGACUACUCAUUGACAACCUACAAAUAGGCUUCCGCACCGGUCACAGCACACAGUCUGGCUUAAUUAAGCUGACUGAUGAUGUAAGGCUUGGCAUAAACAAAAAGAAAGUCACGCUUCUGUUUCUAUUUGAU
Nasonia vitripennis (jewel wasp) is the source of this 643-nucleotide messenger RNA. RefSeq lists its product as uncharacterized. The coding region runs from base 70 to 426 and encodes 118 amino acids. The record is from RefSeq and is a predicted model, not a curated record. The transcript has 2 exons. NCBI's taxonomy places the organism in Eukaryota, Metazoa, Arthropoda, Insecta, Hymenoptera, Pteromalidae.